Messenger RNA from Pelodiscus sinensis (Chinese soft-shelled turtle), 939 nucleotides. RefSeq names its product olfactory receptor 52P1-like. Gene Ontology annotation, molecular function: G protein-coupled receptor activity; olfactory receptor activity. Gene Ontology annotation, cellular component: plasma membrane. NCBI's taxonomy places the organism in Eukaryota, Metazoa, Chordata, Testudines, Trionychidae. The record is from RefSeq and is a predicted model, not a curated record. Gene Ontology annotation, biological process: G protein-coupled receptor signaling pathway.
AUGGCAGCUUUCAACUUCACUGUAUCUGAAUCUCCAACAUUCAUCCUAAUGGGCAUCCCUGGCUUGGAAGCUGCCCACGUCUGGAUUUCCAUCCCUUUCUGUGCCUGCUACGUUAUCGGCCUGGUGGGAAAUUUCAUAGUUCUGUUUGUUGUAGGCAAAGAACAGACCCUGCACCAACCGAUGUAUCUGUUGAUCUGCAUGCUGGCGCUCACCGACAUCGGCAUAUCUACAUCUGUUGUGCCGAAGGCCCUGUGUAUAUUUUGGUUUGAUUUGAAAGGCAUUACUGAAGGUGGGUGCCUUACCCAGACGUUCUUCCUCCAUGCAGUUUCUGUGAUGCACUCAGCCGUCCUGGUGACAAUGGCCUUUGAUCGCUACGUGGCCAUAUGUAACCCUCUGAGAUACACCACCAUCCUCACCAAUGCACGCAUCGCUAUGCUAGGGCUAGUGGGUUUGAUAAGAUCUGUUCUCUUUAUGCUGCCCCUACCCCUGCUCCUCAGCAGGCUGCCAUUUUGUGCCAACCGGAUUAUCCCCCACACGUACUGUGAGCACAUGGCUGUGGCAAAGCUGUCAUGUGGGGACAUCGCAGUCAACAGGACGUAUGGUUUGGUGAUGGCAUUUGUAGUCAUUGGGUUAGACCUGACUCUCGUUGCCUUGUCCUAUUGUCUGAUCAUCAGGGCCGUCCUCAGAAUCUCCUCCAAGAAGGCCCAUCCGAAGGCUCUCAACACCUGCACUGCCCACAUUUGUGUGAUGCUGAUAUCUUGUAUUCUCUUCCUGUUCUCCACCCUCACACACCGGUUCGGUCACGGCAUCGCUCCCCACAUUCAUAUCAUCUUGGCUGACCUCUUCUUCCUCAUCCCCCCCAUGCUGAACCCCAUCAUUUAUGGGGUCAAAACCAAAGAGCUUCGUGUCAAAGUGAGCCAAUACACCUGCAGAAGGUGA